Messenger RNA from Guillardia theta CCMP2712, 2580 nucleotides. RefSeq names its product Arginyl-tRNA synthetase. Gene Ontology annotation, cellular component: cytoplasm. The record is from RefSeq and is a predicted model, not a curated record. Gene Ontology annotation, molecular function: ATP binding; arginine-tRNA ligase activity. Bases 10 to 2097 code for a protein of 695 amino acids. The transcript is spliced from 23 exons. Gene Ontology annotation, biological process: arginyl-tRNA aminoacylation. Lineage: Eukaryota; Cryptophyceae; Pyrenomonadales; Geminigeraceae.
AGUGUGGAUAUGCCGAAUGAUUUCCUUGGAAGUGCCCGCCACAAGAGUUUAAACCGAAGGACUUUUGCCGGAAUGAUCGCUCUCCUUGCGCUUGAAUCUUCCUCCGCAUUCCAUACCGCCAUGGGCAGUUUCGCCAUGUUUCGAAGCAGUCGGGUUGUUCCGCAGUCGAGGUUCAUCUCAGUCGUCUCUUCUGCCUUCCGUUCGCCACAUGCUCUUCGUGCGCCCCACAGCAGCGCCUCCUCCCCUUCAUGGUUCGGAGGACGACGCGCUGGCUGGAACGCGUUCUCCCGCCUUCGGCUGUCGGGAGGAUCCGUUGACUCGGCGUCUCUCGAGACUGUCUACGUGCAGCAGUGGCUGGAGAGGAAGGUAACGCAGGCCCUCUGCGAGGCCUUCGGGGAGGAGGUGAAGGACGUCAACCCAAUGGUGGCGAUAGCGUCGAAGCCAGAGUUCGGGGACUACCAGUGCAACGUUGCCAUGUCCCUGAGCAAGAAGGUGGGCAUGAAGCCGCGGGAUGUGGCAGACAAGCUGCUGCAGAGGCUCCAUCCCCUCCUGCAAGACGUGUUUGAGCAGCCAGAGAUCGCAGGGCCAGGCUUCCUGAACCUGAGGUUGAGGAAGGACUACAUCGGAGGCAGAAUCUCCAGGAUGACAGAGGACGGGGAGAGGCUCGGAAUCCCCAAGACCGGCAACCCCAAGAGAGUGAUCGUGGACUUCUCCUCACCCAACAUCGCCAAGGAGAUGCACGUCGGUCACUUGCGCUCCACCAUCAUCGGGGACACGCUCUGUCGACUCGAGGAGUUUCUGGGUCAUGAUGUGCUUCGUCUGAAUCACGUCGGAGAUUGGGGGACGCAGUUCGGGAUGCUGAUAACGUACUUGCGUGAGAAGGGAUUUACAGCAGAGAAAGGGCUGGGAGAUCUUCAAAUCGGAGAUCUCGUCAACUUCUACAAGCAGGCGAAAGCAAGAUUUGACGAGGAUGAAGCUUUCCAGACAGCUUCAAGGAAGGAAGUUGUGGCCCUGCAGGCAGGAGACGCGACGUCUCUGAGCGGCUGGUCCAUCCUGUGUGAGGCGUCGAGGAAAGAGUUUCAGGUGGUUUAUGACAUGUUGAACGUGAGGUUGGAGGAGAGGGGUGAAUCGUUCUACAACAACAUGCUGUCCGACGUGAUCAGCGGACUCAAGGAGAUUGAGCUUCUCAAAGAGAGCGAGGGAGCUCGGGUCGUCUAUGUGGACGGAUACAAGAACAAGGACGGCGAUCCCAUGCCGUUCCUUGUACAGAAGUCUGACGGAGGAUACUUGUACUCGACCACCGACCUCGCAGCGAUCCGUCAUCGCGUGCAAAAGGAGAAGGCAGACAGGAUCCUUUACGUCACCGACGCGGGGCAGAGCACGCACUUCGAUCAGGCGAGAUGCAUUGCUCGCCAAGCAGGAUGGGUUCCUUCCCACGUCUCGCUCGAGCACGUUCCCUUCGGCCUUGUCCAGGGCGAGGACGGCAAGAAGUUCAAGACACGAUCAGGAGAUACUGUGAAACUUCGGGAUCUCCUCGACGAGGCGAUUGUGCGAGCAAGCAAAGACCUCAGGGAGCGAUUGGAAGCAGACAACAAGCCCUUUACCGAGGAGACUGAAAGAACGGCGAGGAUAGUUGGUCUAGCAGCGGUCAAGUACGCAGAUCUCAGCAUGAAUCGAGAAAGCAACUACAGGUUCUCCUAUGACAAGAUGCUUGCUCUUUCAGGCAACACAGCUCCGUACAUGCUUUACGCCUUCGCAAGAAUCAACGGCAUCCGGCGGAAGAUCGGCUCCGAGAUCAAGCUGGACUCCAGCUGCAAGAUCAUCUUGGACCAUCCAGCGGAGAUGUUCCUUGCAAGACACCUCGUCUACCUCCCCGAGCUUCUGCUUGACGUAGAGAAAAGUCUGUACCCUCACCGGCUCUGCGAGUACAUCUUCGAGCUUUCUCAGCGAUUCAAUCAGUUCUACGAGAAUUGUCCCGUUGCAAAUGCUCCUUCGGAGGAGGAGAAAAAGUCUCGACUUGCUCUCUGCUCCGCCACUGCCAACACCCUCCAACUCGUCCUCAACCUUCUUGGCAUCGACACCGUUGAGCGGCUGUAAGCCAGGAAUCCACCCUGGGAAGAAGGAGAAGAGGAGGAAGAGGAGACUGAGAGAGAGCAGGAGAGUGCAGGGGAGAGGACAGAGAGCAGGAGGAGAGAGGGGAAAGGAGGGCGGAUGCUCGCAUAUCAUAGUGGAGACCGUUGGUAGCUUCACCUGUCGUUGCUUACACGUCUAUCUCCUGCUGUUGCCCGACUUCUGCUCCUUGACUCCUGCAAGACUGGAGUCGCUCCUGAUGCUCAACCUGACGCCGCACAUCCUCCGGCAAAACAAGAGAACAGCAUCCUCCUCGUACCCUCCUCCGAUAGUCCUCACACUGCAGCACCUUGUGGAGACAUUUGGAGAAGGGGAAGGGGAGGAGGAGGAGAGGGGAGACGGGACAGGAGCAGAGCGAGACAUGUGAAAGGAGGAGAAGAGAGAAAAAGCUAGCAGAGUGGAGGAAGAGGACGAGAAGCGUCGUCACCUUUUGCGAGUCCACGAGGAUCA